Messenger RNA from Dendronephthya gigantea, 1969 nucleotides. RefSeq lists its product as uncharacterized. Gene Ontology annotation, molecular function: glucosaminyl-phosphatidylinositol O-acyltransferase activity. Bases 1 to 1674 code for a protein of 557 amino acids. NCBI's taxonomy places the organism in Eukaryota, Metazoa, Cnidaria, Anthozoa, Malacalcyonacea, Nephtheidae. Gene Ontology annotation, biological process: GPI anchor biosynthetic process; protein localization to plasma membrane. Gene Ontology annotation, cellular component: membrane; endoplasmic reticulum. The record is from RefSeq and is a predicted model, not a curated record. The transcript is spliced from 5 exons.
AUGUAUGCUAAUACCAAUAUGGCUGCCGAAAGUUAUCGGGAUAUUCAGAAAUCCUUUAUUAGUAAUUUAAAUGGAACUACAGCGUUAGAGAUAUCUGUUGUGACUUCGGUUGCUCCUUUUUCAGUAAUACUAAGAUCUUUAAUAUGGCAAUUACUCGCUGGGAAUCGUCAAAAACUUGAAGGAAUUUUUUCCAUAAGUGGCAUAUUUGUGGUGGAGUUUAUCACUUUGAUUAUACCCAUGUUUCUCAUCUUCACCUUUCUGGCUAAUUACGCAUUUAUCUUCAUCACAAUAUUGGUAUUAUUGACGACCACAGGACUUGUCUUUUUUAAUUCAAAGCAGAACAUGACUGUUCCAGCUCCGAUUCUUAAUACAAAGAAACGAUUUCUCUAUAAUUUCCGGGCAUAUGUGAACAUUGCAACAGCUAUAUCAAUACUUGCUGUUGAUUUUACCAUCUAUCCUCGACGUUUUGCUAAAACGGAAACCUAUGGUACUGGUUUAAUGGAUGUUGGUGUCGGCUCCUUUAUCAUCGCGAAUUCUGUCGUUUGUCAAGACGCAAGAGGAACUGUCACUACUCUGUCUUUUGUGAAAGCUGUCAAAAAAGAACUUCGUGCAGUAUUAGUGUUGCUCGCGCUUGGUCUAGUACGAUUUAUUGCUGUCAAAACUACAGAUUAUCAAGAACAUGUUAGUGAAUAUGGUGUGCACUGGAAUUUCUUUCUAACACUAGCAUGCGUUAGGGUUUUCUCGACCAUAAUUCUUAGGACUUUACCAGAAAGUCUUGGGAAAUACCCAUGGGUUAUUGGGCUUCUCAUAGGUCUUAUUUAUCAGAGUUUUUUGGUGAAUGGUUUGGAGGAAUUUGUUGUCAACGGUAGCAAAGGUGAUGGUUCAAGGUCGAAUUUUAUUGAUGCUAACCGUGAAGGAAUUGCUUCUUCUUUUGGUUAUCUUUCCCUUUAUUUUAUUGGAAUAUCAAUCGGGAGAAUAAUUUUUCACAGAAAAGACAAUUGUUCGAAUUCUUUAGUGAAUCUUUUGUUAUCGUUGAUCUGUGUUUCUCUAUUGUGUUGGUUUAUAUUGUGGUAUUGGGGAAAUAAAACCAACCCUGAACGUAUUAUAUCAAGAAGGCUGGCUAAUUUUCCCUUCGUUUUAUGGCAGGUUGGCUACAAUGUUCUAUUGAUGACCCUCCUCCUUGCGGUUGAUGUCGUGGUGGUUGUUUUUGUUCCCACCCAGGCCUUCCUCAGAUAUUCCGGUGGUUGCUGGUCAUGCUCAGUGCCGUCGACCGCACCACAGGAACAGAGUACGGAAAGUUCGCAACCCGUGCAGAACUGGAGAAUAGAGAAUUUAACUCAGGAUUCAUCUCAUAGAAGACAAUCUCACAAAGGAGGGGAAGAAUCAUCCCAAAACACUGAUGUGAAUUACGCUUAUGAAAAAACAGAAUUACCCGUUACAAAAGCUGGAACUGGUAAAAAUGUCUCUGGUUGUGCAUGUCUUCUCUCUGCCGUUAAUUAUAAUUUAUUAGCGUAUUUUCUUUUAGCAAAUAUCCUCACUGGCAUUGUGAAUUUAUCAUUAGAGACAAUUCAUGCAUCACCAAUCAUUGCGCUUGUUAUUAUGAACAUUUAUCUACUUACAUUGCAUGCAGCGAUAACGGUGUUUUACAAACAUAAUAUUUUAUUAAAACUUUAAUCGUUUUCCGGCUUUAUCCUUCGAAUACUGAAGAAAUAUUAUAUGAAACAGGAUAUUUAAACAUACAAAGCACGAGUUGUGCCUGCUGCAGGUUGCGACGAAUGUAGGUUACACGCCAACUUAACCAUGGGCAUGGUCAGUCGGAAAUUGUGCGAAUAGGUUAGCAUAUAUAUAAACAAAACAACUGGCUUCGAGCGCGUUUAUUGUAGUGUACCCAUAGUACCCCUUUAAGAACCCUUUUCGCAUUAAAAUUUAUCAUUCAAAAAAAACACACCAGUCAAAAAAACGUUUUUCU